AUGGAAAUGGGUAGCAGCCCCGACAUCCUGCUCAUCCUCAAUAUCCGUCUCCGUCAACCGGAGCCUUUCAAUCAGCUCAAGACCGCUGUCGCGGUCUCUGCCCAGACUCUCAACACCUUGAAGGCCGUCCACGAGCACCCCCGCUCCAUCACCUCAUCAUCACCCGCACAGUCACCUCCUUCUUUCAGCAUUUCGAGCAGAGGACCUAGGCCAUCGACGAGAUUUCGAUCAUCAAAGAGUAGAGAGCGCCAUGACGAGCGCUGUGCCGCUCGGGCUGUGCAGAAGGGCACGACGGCGAAGGCACGCGAGGAGACGACUACCGGUGACGCAGCUGCGGGCACGAAGACGAGUGCGAACGGGGACACUGAGAAGGGUGCCCCGACCGACGGAGUUGACAAGCGUGUGAAGACCAAGUCCGGUUCCAAGGAAGGGCUGAACGCGAAGGGCGAGAGGGCCUCGGGCCCAAUUGAGAAUGACAACUGGUGGCUGUUGAGGGAAUGA
Saxophila tyrrhenica is the source of this 501-nucleotide messenger RNA. RefSeq lists its product as uncharacterized. The transcript is spliced from 2 exons. Bases 1 to 501 code for a protein of 166 amino acids. The record is from RefSeq and is a predicted model, not a curated record. NCBI's taxonomy places the organism in Eukaryota, Fungi, Ascomycota, Dothideomycetes, Mycosphaerellales, Extremaceae.